AUGCUUUCAAAUGUUGAUAUAAUACUACAAAUAUACUACCACUACCACUACCAUUACUAUUGCUACCACUACCACUACUACCACUACCACUACCACUCCCACUCCCACUACCAUUACUAUUGCUACCACUACCACUACUACCACUACCACUACCACUCCCACUCCCACUACCAUUACUAUUGCUACCACUACCACUACUACCACUACCACUACCACUCCCACUCCCACUACCAUUACUAUUGCUACCACUACCACUACUACCACUACCACUACCACUCCCACUCCCACUACCAUUACUAUUGCUACCACUACCACUACUACCACUACCACUACCACUCCCACUCCCACUACCAUUACUAUUGCUACCACUACCACUACUACCACUACCACUACCACUACCACUACUCGCGAUAA
Molecule: messenger RNA, 414 nt
Organism: Ceratosolen solmsi marchali
Lineage: Eukaryota; Metazoa; Arthropoda; Insecta; Hymenoptera; Agaonidae
Product: histidine-rich glycoprotein-like
Exons: 1
Coding region: 1-414 (137 amino acids)
Source: RefSeq, a predicted model, not a curated record